Staurois parvus is the source of this 468-nucleotide messenger RNA. The record is from the annotation of a GenBank genome assembly. NCBI's taxonomy places the organism in Eukaryota, Metazoa, Chordata, Amphibia, Anura, Ranidae.
UCUGGUUACACAGUCCUGCACUGGUUUGCCAAGCAUGGUGCAAUUGAAAUGUUCCAUAAGUUUGUAGCUGGUGCCAAAAAGGCAGGAAUUGAACUUGACUUGAACAUAAAAUCUAAUGGUGGAUACACACCUUUGCAUAUUGCUGCUAUUCAUGGGCAUCACAAAGUGGCUGCCAUGUUAGUAGAAAGACUCCAAGUAAAUGUGAAGUUGAGGGACAACAGUGGAAAGAGGGCCUGGCAAUACCUGAACUGCAAUACAUCUGGGGAGGUAUGGAGGCUUUUAGGAGCACCUAAGGGUAAAACCAUCUUUGCUUCUCGCACCUUAAAUACCACUUAUUUCAACACACAGAACAAGUCAAGUCAGAUAAAUAGAAAAACAUCUUUGGCCGCUUUUCUCAAACCACAGCAUCAAAAAUGGAAAGCAAACAACCAUCCUCUGUUAAGGGAAAGAGAAAUCUACAGUGACUGA